ACAAACCCAAACCCAGAGCUCAGAGAUACUUUUAUGACUCGCCUGACUCACCUGACUCACCUGGUCAGCCCAAUCAACUCGGCCUGUUCAUUCCGCUUCUCCUAUUUCGGCUUUAUCACUAGACUGUCUCUCCGUCGUGCCCAAAACACCCUCAUUCUCGCACCCCUCGCACACUUCUCACCCCCGCGAAUCCCCAAAUUUACCUUUUCUGCCACCUGCCCCGACCGCCCCAAACCUUACGCUUCCCCUUCCGCGAUGGAUCCCCAGGCGCCGGCCGCCGAAGGCGAGGACUUCGUCCACAUCGAGAACCCUAGCGCCGAUGAGAGCCUGAGCGAGAGCAUUGUGAAUGUCGAGGAGCCUCCGAGAGAUGAGGAAUACGACGAAGACGUUUCGACAAGCAACGAGGCCGAGAGCUCGGAGUCGAGGAAGGUACUCCCCGAGGAGCUCUCGAGGAGCGUGAUGGUUCUCACGUGUGAAUCGGCCGCCGACGGUGGCGUCUGCGACGUGUACUUGGUUGGCACCGCUCACGUGUCUCAGGAAUCAUGCAGAGAAGUAGAAGGUGUAAUCAGUUUUCUGAAGCCACAGGUUGUUUUCCUAGAACUAUGCUCAAGCCGUGUCGCAGUGCUUACCCCUCAGAAUAUAAAGGUACCAACUAUGGGACAAAUGGUAGAGAUGUGGAAGAAACAGCAUAAUGUAUUUGGAAUACUUUACAGCUGGUUCCUUGCUAAGGUUGCUAGUAAGCUUGACGUUUUUCCCGGUUCUGAGUUUCGUGUGGGAUAUGAAGAAGCAAUGAAAUACGGUGGCAGGGUGAUUCUUGGGGACCGCCCUGUGCAGAUUACAUUACGGAGGACUUGGGAUAAAAUGCCAUUGUGGCAUAAGAUAAAACUUGUAUACUCCUUACUUUUUCAAGCAGUAUUUUUACCAAGCCCUGAGGAUCUUAACAAAAUGUUGAAGGAAAUGGAUGAUGUUGACAUGCUGACUCUUGUGAUUCAAGAGAUGAGCAAGGAGUUCCCUACUCUAAUGGAGACCCUUGUACAUGAGCGGGAUCAGUAUAUGUCUGCCACAUUACUGAAAAUUGCUAGUGGGCAUAGUUCAGUUGUCGCAGUUGUUGGAAAGGGGCAUCUGCAAGGAAUUAAGAAGCAUUGGAAGCAGCCUGUUGUGGUGAAGGAUCUUAUGGUAAUUCCUUCGCAAAAACCAGGUAUUUCUGCCGUGAAGGUCCUGGCAUCUCUUGGUGUUGCAGUUGCCGGGGUGGCCAUAAUAUCGGGCAUCUAUCUUUCGAAGAAGAAAUAGCUCCACUAUAGUUGCUUCCUUGCAGACAUGGUUGGAAGUGGGAAAAGUGCCUCGGCAUGAGAUGUGGAAGGCUAGCAUUUAGGCAGUGAUCCUUAAUUAUGAAGAAAUCCUGAUGGAGUGCACUAGAAAUAUAUGAUCAAAGCUCCCUUUACCUUAGUUGGCUGAUCUCACUUUUUUCAUGUAAAGUAUACCCCGGAAAAUUGUCUUUGAUGACAUAGUGAGGAAUUUUUUUAUUUUUCACAGCCAAAACUCUUUCAGAAUCUCUGAAAAUCAUUCAAUUUCCAAAUGAUGAAUAAGAAACAUAUAUUAUUUAUAUGCCUCCAAGGGAUCUCUGUACACAUGUAAUUAAUUUCAAAGCUCAGGGAUUUACCUUUUUGGUUGCUUUCCAA
Molecule: messenger RNA, 1679 nt
Organism: Alnus glutinosa
Lineage: Eukaryota; Viridiplantae; Streptophyta; Magnoliopsida; Fagales; Betulaceae
Exons: 9
Coding region: 34-1290 (418 amino acids)
Source: RefSeq, a predicted model, not a curated record